Messenger RNA from Vicia faba (fava bean), 462 nucleotides. The record is from the annotation of a GenBank genome assembly. NCBI's taxonomy places the organism in Eukaryota, Viridiplantae, Streptophyta, Magnoliopsida, Fabales, Fabaceae.
AUGUGCAAUACAAAGAAUGCUUUUGAAAGCUGUUCUAUCCAAAUUUCAAAUGCUCUAUCAAAUCUAGUGGAGUUGAGCAUUGACUAUUGCAAUGAUUUGAUUAAAUUGUCUGAUGGAUUUUGUAACAUCACCACUUCGAAGAAGGUCAGUAUCAUAAACUGCCACAAGUUUUCUGCAUUGCCUCAAGAUUUUGAAAAGUCGGAGAAUUUGGAAGUGCUAAGGCUUUGUUCCUGCUCUGAUUUAGUAGAGAUGCCAAAAUCUGUAGGAGGCCUUAAAAAGCUACGUCGUCUCGACUUCCAAAGUUAUCCAACGAUAUUGGUGACUUGCAAAAGUGAACUUCCAAAGUUAUCGAACGAUAUUGGGGGCUAUUUAAGGGAACAUUUUCCUAACUUUCCCAAUCUAAAGAUAGACAUGCCUAAAGUAGAUAUUAGCUUAAACUUUCUACAUGGAACACAUUCCUGA